AUGGAAGACUUGGAAAUAAAGCAGGCAUUAUUUAAAAAAGAGAAUGAACAAAAUAAUGAAAAAUGUGAAUUUUGUAAAACAAGAUAUAGAAAAUUCAUAAAUAAAUUUUUAUCUUGGGAAAUAGUUUUAUUAUUAACCCAUAUUUUGGUUUUCUUAAUAAUAAUUUAUAAACUAAUUAUGGACAAAAAAUUAAGAUCCUCCAAUAAUAAACUUUUUAGGUCAUUUAAUAGUAUAGGACAUUUUACACAGGGAUUUCUGUUUGUAGUACUAUUAGUUCCAUUUAAAUUUACAAAGAAAAUUACAAAAUUUCUAAUUAAUACUUCUGAAAAAAAGGAUAUCCAGGAAAAUGUUAUGAGAAGAAAUGUUGAUAUUGAAAACAGUAAUAAAUCGAUUAAUAUCACAGAAGAAAAAGAGAUAAAAUUUGAUUCUAAUGAAGAAGCUAAUUCAAUAACGAAUAACGAAAACCUCAUUGAUAAAAAUAAAGAUGAUGAAUUAACUGAAUAUCUUUCAGAUGAAAAUAAAUUAGAAAAAAAAAUAUCAUUAGAAGAAAACAGUACACAGGAGAAAAAAAAAAGAGUCUAUUUUAACGAAAACAUUUCAGUUAAAGAAGGUUAUAUAAAUAAUGAUAAAAUAAAUAAAAAUACAGAAAAUUCUGUAUGUGACUCAUUUGUUAAUAAACUAGUUUUUUGUGACAAUGUACCAAACUAUAAAAAAAAAGAAAUUGAAUAUUUUUUUUUAUGUGCAAAAUUAUUUUCAUCAAACAAGAGUUACAUUUUAUUUGUAAUAAAGUAUGUAACUUCCUUCAUAUUGAUGUUUGCAUAUCCUUUAUAUAAUUUAAUCAAGAGAAAAAUCCUUUAUAAAUAUUUUUAUUUUUCAUCCUAUUAUAUUAAUUUAUAUGACUUUGCAUCAGGGUUAUCAGUAGGAAGUUCAUUAGUUUUAAUUUAUGGACUUACAAAAUUUUUCAUUAGCUAUUUUGUUAAGAGCAAAAAAGGCGAAACUUUUAAGUUUUAUGAUAAUUAUGCUUUUGUAAAUGAUAUAAACUGCUUAUGCGAUGAAAAUAUAAAGAUAAAUGUAAAAAAUAAUCCAUAUUUAAAAAAUAUCACUAUGAAUUAUUUUAAUUCAUAUCACAAUUAUAAAAAUCUUCUUUUUGCUGGACUAAUAAUAUUAUCGAUCAUAUGUAUUUUUUCUUUUGGUUUUUCAUUUAUCUCUCUUAACACUUAUAAGUUAAGCAUAAAAUAA
This is a messenger RNA of Plasmodium gallinaceum, 1239 nucleotides long. Its product is annotated as conserved Plasmodium membrane protein, unknown function. NCBI's taxonomy places the organism in Eukaryota, Apicomplexa, Aconoidasida, Haemosporida, Plasmodiidae. The transcript has a single exon. Bases 1 to 1239 code for a protein of 412 amino acids. The record is from RefSeq and is a predicted model, not a curated record.